Messenger RNA from Gossypium raimondii (Peruvian cotton), 3366 nucleotides. Its product is annotated as formin-like protein 2. The record is from RefSeq and is a predicted model, not a curated record. Gene Ontology annotation, biological process: actin nucleation; actin cytoskeleton organization. Gene Ontology annotation, molecular function: actin filament binding. Lineage: Eukaryota; Viridiplantae; Streptophyta; Magnoliopsida; Malvales; Malvaceae. The transcript has 4 exons. Bases 335 to 3091 code for a protein of 918 amino acids.
GAAGAAUCCCAAUAAAAAAAAAAAAAAAACAGAAAUGAUGGGGAAAUCCCAAUAAUGGGAAAUCGCUGUCUGUCAGAGAUUUUUAACCUCUUGCGUUGUGUUAUCUUCUUCAAAUACAUUUCUUGACUUUGUCUACUUCCCUCUUAAGUUUCCCAUGUCUGCCUCCUGCUUCACACUCUUCUUUUCUUUCUACAUUCACUCUUAUUAUCAUUUACUGUUUUACAUUGAAAAGGUUGGAUUUUUGUUCAAAAUGCUGUUAAUCUGCAAACAAAUUUAGCUUUCCUCUUUUUUUGUUUCAAUCUGAUUAUCUCAACUUUUUAUUCAAAAAUCAAGAAUGCCGUUAACCACCGUGACCCACCUCCACCUCCACCUCCUCCUUCUCCUCUUCCUCUCCGCUACCACCACAACCGCCACUUGCUUCACUUACCACCGCCGUCUUCUCCACCAGCCUUUCUUCCCUAAUAUUUCCUCCCCACCAAUCUAUCCUCCUAGCUCUACCGUAUUCCCCGCGCCGCAACCGGCGCCUUAUCACAGCCAGCAACAACCACCCAAAUAUCCUUUCUCCACCACCCCCCCUUCCACUCCUCAAAAGCCUUUCUUUCCUUCAUUUCCUUCUCCUCCGCCACCCUCCAUGGUACCAACUUUUCCCGCCAACAUAUCCUCCCUGCUCGUACCUGACUCUCCCUCACCCUCGUCCCACCGCCGGCACAUCGUCCUCAUCUCCCUCUCCUCCUCCCUCCUUGCGGCCGCUGUCAUCCUCGCUCUCGUCGCCCUCACCCUCUUCUUCCGCAAUCGUAACCACCACCACAACAACACUUCCAACUCCGAAGAUAAAGCUUCCCUUUCAGACUCAAUGCGCUUAUUCCCUCCCAACAUUCCUCCCUCAGAUGCCUCCCAAAAGCCACCAGCUCCACCUCCAGCGCAACAACCGCCCCGCUAUGUCUCAAUCAACCGCAGCUCCGAGUUUCUUUACUUAGGAACACUUGUAAACUCUACAGUCGACCCACAAAAAGUUAUCCUCUCUAGCAAUGGAGGUAGCAAGUUGGGAGGUUCAUCUUCUCCUUAUCAAAAGCUUGGCUCUCCAGAACUGAAUCCAUUGCCACCAUUGCCAAAAGUCCAAACUUUCCAAAGUGGAGAACAAUUUCUCCAAAAUGAACAAAUGGGUAGUUCUGAGAACGAUGUCGAAGAUGAAGAAGAUGAGUUUUUUUCGCCAAGAGGGUCUCCUGGUAGAAGAGAGAGUCCACCUCCAUCAGUAAGAAUAGAAUCAAGUUCAAGAAGGGAAUUUCAUGGUGAGAAUUUUGGCAGCCGAAGCUUCAACUCAAGAACAGCUUCUUACCCUUUAUCUACCUGUCGUUCACUUUCAAAUUCAUUCUUGAACUCAAGCCCUUCGAGUCAGAGAUCCAAGUCUCCAGAUACUGUUGUUCCCAUUUAUACUGUGAGAGUAAAAACCUCAUCUUCAACUCCACCUUCAUCUUCGUCGUGUUCAGAUAGGGAUUCACCGGAUAUAGGCUCAAGUCUUUCGGGGCAGAACAAGGAAUCUCCAUCAAAGGUUAUGCUUAAAAAGCUACCGCCGCCACCUCCUCCGCUUCCUCCGUCGCGUUUUUGGGAGGUUCCUGUGGCAGUGAACUCUGUUUCGGAGACUAAGUCUAGGGGGCCUCCGGUACUUGUUGCUCCUUCUAGGCCAAUGGUGGUAAAUGGGCAGUCGAAGAACAACGAAGGCUUAGGGAGGAGUGAAGAGACCCUAAAACCCAAACUCAAGCCUUUACAUUGGGAUAAAGUUAGAGCGAGUUCGGAUCGGGCCAUGGUGUGGGAUCAGAUAAAAGCAAGCUCUUUUCAAUUGAAUGAGGAAAUGAUUGAGACACUGUUUAUGGUGAAUAAUUCAAAUUUGGCCACCAAAGAUAAUGCCCGCAAGCCGAUUCUGGCUGCCGUGAAUCAGGAAAAUCGCAUUCUUGAUCCAAAGAAGUCACAGAACAUUGCCAUUUUAUUGAGGGCACUAAAUGUGACCAUUGAUGAAGUCUGUGAAGCACUUAUGGAAGGCAAUUCAGACACUCUUGGGAUUGAGCUCUUGGAAAGCUUAUUAAAGAUGGCUCCAAGCAAAGAAGAAGAGCAUAAACUGAAGGAGUUCAACGAUGAAUCCCCUUUUAAGCUAGGUCCUGCUGAGAAAUUCCUCAAGGCAGUGCUUGACAUACCUUUUGCCUUCGAGAGGGUUGAUGCUUUGCUUUACAUUGCUAAUUUUGACUCUGAAAUUGAGUACCUGAAAGGAUCUUUUGAAACUUUACAGGCUGCUUGUGGAGAGUUGAGAAAUAGCAGAAUGUUUCUGAAGCUUUUGGAGGCAGUACUCAAAACUGGGAACCGCAUGAAUGUUGGCACCAACCGUGGUGAUGCACAUGCCUUCAAGCUCGACACACUCUUAAAACUUGUUGAUGUGAAGGGCACGGAUGGGAAAACCACACUUCUGCAUUUUGUUGUGCAGGAAAUCAUCAGGGUGGAAGGUUCACACCUUUCUGGUGCCAAUCAAAAUCCAAAAGCUGAGAAAAUUCAGCAAUCUGAUUUUCAGGAUGAUGUUGAAUUAAGGAAGUUGGGUCUGCUAGUAGUUUCCGGUCUAAGUGGGGAGCUAACCAAUGUGAAAAAGGCUGCUGCGAUGGAUUCCGAUGUUCUCAGUAUUGAUGUUGCAAAACUUGCUACUGGUAUCUCUAAAAUCAGAGAAGUUGUAAAACUCAAUGAAGGGAUUGCUCUGAAAGACAAUAGCUGCAAAUUCUCGGAGUCGAUGAAUGAGUUCCUGAAGAAGGCAGAGGAAGAGAUUGUAAGAAUCCAAGCCCAAGACAGAGUUGCUCUCUCUAUGGUGAAGGAGAUAACAGGGUAUUUCCAUGGGAACUCAGCCCAGGAAGAAGCUCAUCCAUUCCGAAUCUUUAUGGUCGUUAGGGAUUUCCUUUCCAUUCUUGAUCAAGUGUGCAAAGAGGUUGCAAAGGUGAAUGAGAGAACGAUAUACAGUUCGGCACGUCCAUUACAAAACCCUCCCACUCCAUCAGUUUUUCCCGGACUCAAUGUAAGGCGGCAUUAUAGUUCCUCUGAUGAUGAAACCCCAUCAUAGUUCCUGAUAAAUGUCUCACAUCCGCAUUUGUUCUUGUGGGUAAAUAUCAUCACCUUUCAUCAUAGUUCCUUAUCCCUGAAUCAUAACUUCUAACAGCUCCCAUUUCAGAAUGCGGCAUUCAAUGCAAAUGUGCUUGUGAGCAAAUCUCAACAUAUAUAUAUUUAUCAGGAGCUUAUAUAGUGUAGCUAUAAAGUUGGAUCUUUCCUGUAAAUAAAUUAGUUACGAAGUUUCAAGUUUAUGCUAAAUGAUAGAAGUAGACAUCUGCUGUGUUUUAA